AUGUCUUCCAUAAGAAAUGCGGUACAACGGCGCGUUCAUCGCGAGCGUGCGCAGCCGCUGGAGCGCCAACGUCUCGGUCUGCUCGAAAAGCACAAGGACUACUCCCUACGUGCAAAGGACUUCAACAAGAAGAAAGCGCAGCUGCGUGCCCUACGGCAAAAGGCCGCCGACCGCAAUGAAGAUGAAUUCUACUUCGGGAUGAUGUCGCGUAAGGGCCCUGGUGACGCAUUGUCUCAAGGAAAGCGGUGGAACGGAACCGUCCAAGGCGACCGCGGCAAUAAGGUCAUGGACCUUGACACUGUCCGCCUACUUAAAACCCAAGACAUUGGGUAUAUACGCACCGUACGAAAUGCUGCGCUCAAGGAGGUCAAGACCCUAGAGGAGAGAGUGGUUGGGUUGGGUGGCAGCUUGGAUGCUCAAGCUGAAGAGGACUCAGAUGAUGAAUUUGAUUUUGGAGCACCGAAACAGACGAAACCAAAGAAGGUUGUCUUCACAGAGGGCGUGGAAGAGCUUGAUGAAAAGUUGCGGCAGGAAGUGAAGAAGGAAGAAGACGAUGAAGACGACCUGGAUUUAGAUGAUAAUGACGAGAAGGGGGAUCCGGAAGCAUUACGAGCCGAACAGCAGCAGAAACUUCUCGAAAAACUGCAAAGAAGACUACAGAAUGCACGAAAGAAGCUACGGAUUCUCGCGCGAACAGAACAUGAGCUCGAGCUCCAAAGAUCCAAGAUGGCCAAGACGGCGACGUCUGGAAACAUCAUCACAAAAUCUGGCAAGAAGAUAAAGAUUCGAGAGCGAAAGCGCUAA
Molecule: messenger RNA, 804 nt
Organism: Daldinia caldariorum
Lineage: Eukaryota; Fungi; Ascomycota; Sordariomycetes; Xylariales; Hypoxylaceae
Product: U3 small nucleolar RNA-associated protein 11
Exons: 2
Coding region: 1-804 (267 amino acids)
Biological process (GO): rRNA processing
Cellular component (GO): nucleolus; small-subunit processome
Source: RefSeq, a predicted model, not a curated record